Messenger RNA from Monascus purpureus, 2640 nucleotides. NCBI's taxonomy places the organism in Eukaryota, Fungi, Ascomycota, Eurotiomycetes, Eurotiales, Aspergillaceae. The record is from the annotation of a GenBank genome assembly.
CAAUAUGAGGAUAGAAUGGCAGUCAAAAAUGGUAAUAUGGCAGGCAUUUCUCUACAUGUUUUGCUGGUUCGAUGUUCAGCAGGGAAUCGAUAGUCUACUGUUCCAACAUCCUUUUACCACUAUUAUCUACUCACGUCGGAGGUAUUCUCGCUACUCUCUCAACUGGAUAACCUUUUUACCACAAUGACUGUCAGGAAAAGAGCUGGAAUACCCGUCACUGGUAAAAAAUUGAACACGAAUAAUUAAGCAAUAAUUAAUACUGUGGCUGGUGUCCAGGAACAAAAGAGAAAAGAAACGCAUCUGAUAAGAUUCACGUGAUGCGGGGAAGCCUUAUCUUAGAUAAGCAUCCUCACGCGGCUUCAUCAUCAUCAUCCUGCAUCUCCGGAAUACUCGACCAGCCUCCUUCAUCGUCAGGAUUGCCCAAGUGUUUCAUCAAUUUCCUCCUUUCUUCUGCCGUAUUUUAUCUGGCAGCCAGCCAUGCUGCGGCUGCCUCUACGAAUUCGCUGUCCUCCCUGCGCCCGGGAGACACAGCGGGUGAACCUAGCCCGCUGUCUGGCCCCCGUAUCUUACCCCAUAUUGGGCCCGGUCCAACGAGCAUUCUCCAGCCCGUCCACAUCUUUCCCAACAUUUUCGCAAUUCAAUCGGUCAGACUUUACUAACCAACCAUAUACUGGGAGCUAUGAGCCUGGACUCCCGACUUCUGGUCCUCUUGGCUCCGUUCCGGCUUUCGGAGUCCCGCGGAUUACACCUAAGGUGUUGAAGCAGUACUUGGACCAGUAUGUCGUGGGUCAAGACCGUGCGAAAAAAAUCCUCAGCGUCGCAGUGUAUAAUCACUAUCAAAGGGUUCAGGAGUUGCAGCGGCGUGAGGAGGAGACUUCAGAGAUCCUGGCAAGGCGCAUGCGUAGGAAAGCGGCGGAGGGCCGAUCGCUGGACGAUGAGCCGUCAAGUCAAUCGCAGAUGCUUGAUCUAAAUUCACCGACUUCUUCUCUCGAGCCACCUGACAUCGUGGAUCCGUCGCCGACACAACUGGAAAAAUCAAACAUCCUCUUGCUUGGCCCAUCAGGCGUUGGGAAGACACUUAUGGCAAAGACGCUUGCUAGAGUGCUAUCUGUCCCGUUCAGUAUCUCGGAUUGCACACCUUUCACCCAAUCUGGCUACAUCGGAGAGGACGCGGAGGCGUGCGUACAGCGGUUGCUUAUAGCAGCAGACUACGACGUUGAACAGGCUGAACGUGGCAUAAUUGUUUUGGACGAGGUAGACAAGCUGGCUGCAGUCAAGGUUAGUCAUGGUAAGGAUGUCGGAGGUGAGGGUGUGCAGCAGGCUCUUUUGAAAAUCAUCGAGGGUACAACUAUCCAGGUGCAGGCGAAACCAGAGCGAGGCGCUCCUCGUGCUGGGAAUACACCAAAUAAUGCAUAUUCAUCGAACAACACUUUUGGAAAUCACCCUUAUUCGCCCUCCAGUGGCGGUUCCCCGCCAACGAAGGGCGAGGUAUACAACGUACGGACGGAUAACAUUCUUUUUAUACUCUCAGGCGCGUUCGUCGGCCUUAACAAGUUAGUUAUGGACCGAAUAUCUCGCGGUUCAAUCGGGUUUGGCCAACCUGUUCGGGCAGCUUCCAGGUUAGGUAAUACUUCUGGAACAUCGAGCUCUGCACAGCAGCAGCUGGUUCCUAUCCUUCCAGGCUCGGAGGAAGAAAAGUUGUACAAGAAACAUCUCCCUUUUUUCAACUCAGCAUCUCCAGAAUCAUCUAACGAUGAGCCGGUUUAUUUCAACGCUCUGGACCUUCUGACCCCAACGGACCUACAAAGCUAUGGCUUUAUUCCGGAAUUUAUUGGCCGAAUCCCCGUGACGGCCGCUCUCUCGACCCUCACACGGCCGUUGCUUCUUCGCAUUCUCACAGAACCUCGAAAUUCGCUGCUGACACAGUAUAUGACUCUUUUCUCCCUAUCCGGAAUCGAGCUUCGCUUUACCACACCAGCCCUGCACAAAGUAGCAUCCAGCGCCUUCGAAAUGGGCACAGGCGCGCGAGCCCUCCGCACCGAGAUGGAGACUAUCCUUAGUGACGCGAUGUUUGAAGCACCUGGAUCCAGCGUGAAAUUUGUCUUAGUGACAGAAGCUGUAGCUGCACGGAAGGAGAAACCGGUCUACCUCUCUCGGGGCCAAAGUGGCCGGUUCCACUCCAUGAUUUCCGCCGAGGAGAGUCGGUGGGAAGAUAAGAUGAGGCAGGAGAAGAAAGACAAGGAGAAAAAGGAUAAGAGCCAACCAGUUAUUUCGGCGCAGGGAGUUUCCAACUUCGCAGAGUAUAGGAAGCGAGCCAUUGGCGGCUCGUGAGAUAACUCUCUUUACACACCACAUCAUUCUCACUCUUUCAUCACGAAGGAUACGUAUUUUUUCGCUAACGUUUGUAUGCCAUGUUUAUAUCCCAUGUUUCUGUUUUCGAGGAGUUGUGAAAUAUUUUUAUGUUUUUCAUGUUGGAUUGGAAUUUAUGGCAUUAGUGGCGCAGGUUCGAUACUUCCUUUUCAUCUUGCACUACCUUUGACCUUUCUCUAUAAUGAGAUAUCAGUUAAAUGAUACUUGUAUUUCCUUUUUCGGGGUAUGUAUAUAUACAUCAAGCAAUGUACAACGUAUACUUGCAGGCCA